Miscanthus lutarioriparius is the source of this 1131-nucleotide messenger RNA. The record is from the annotation of a GenBank genome assembly. NCBI's taxonomy places the organism in Eukaryota, Viridiplantae, Streptophyta, Magnoliopsida, Poales, Poaceae.
AUGGGCGGGGGGAGCGCGAUCGUCCACGGCUUCCGCCGCUGGUUCCACCGUCGGAACGGCUCCACCUCCGGCUCCAACCAGUCGUCCGUCGCCGGCGAGGGGGACGACGGCUCGUCCGAUCUCGAGGUCAUCGAGGACCCGGAUCUCGUCGGCCUCCGCGCCAUCCGCGUGUCCAAGCGCAAGAUGCCGCUGCCCGUCGAGAGCCACAGGAAGAUAUGCUCCUACUGUAGUUGUAGUACGGUGCUCUCGUCUUGCGUCGUCAAACUUCAGUUAGCUAUAUAUAUCUCGGCAAUUGCUGGCAUCGUCCCGCGUUAUACUGAUCCUGAGGAACUCUUUUCCAAGUUGCCCACUUGUGUUUUUGAUGAUCUGACCAGCCGACCAGGGCACCGGGCUUCUAAUAAGAUUCGAAAUGAGAAGGCCAGGAGAUACUUGAGCUGCAUGCGGAAAAAAUAUCCCGUGCCCUUUACUCAUAAAUUUCGAAAUGCUGAUCCUUUGGCUCUUCGUCUUCUAGAGCGUUUACUUGCAUUUGAUCCUAAAGAUCGGCCUACUGCAGAAGAGGCUCUAGCUGAUCCAUACUUUGCAUCCCUUGCUAAUGUGGAACGUGAGCCAUCAAGACACCCAAUUUCUAAACUUGAGUUUGAAUUUGAAAGAAGGAAGCUGGCCAAAGAUGAUGUUAGAGAAUUGAUCUAUCGAGAGAUUUUGGAGUAUCAUCCACAGAUGCUGGAGGAGUACAUGAAAGGUGGAGAGCAGAUUAGCUUCCUCUAUCCAAGUGGAGUUGAUCGGUUCAAACGGCAGUUUGCACAUCUUGAGGAGCAUUAUAGCAAAGGAGAAAGAGGUUCUCCACUGCAAAGAAAGCAUGCUUCUUUACCAAGGGAAAGAGUGGUUGUAUCGAAGGAUGGUAAUACUGAGCAACAUAUUAAUGACCAGGAGAGAAGUGCAGAUUCUGUCGCCCGCACUACUGUGAGCCCUCCAAGGUCAGAAGAUGUUGACAUGAAUGAUGUGAAAUCCACAAGCUUAAGCUCUCGGAGCUACCUGAAGAGUGCAAGCAUAAGUGCUUCCAAGUGCGUCGUUGUCACAAAUAAACACCCAGAGGUAAUGCUGAACUGCCUGAAUUCAACUGGUGGCAAGUAG